AAACAUUGUUGGGCCAUUAGGGUCCAAUUACAAAGCCCUAAAACCAUCCAAGUAUUAACCAUUGAGGUUGUUGGCAGAGAGAGAGAGAGAGAGAGAGAGAGAGAAUGGCAACGACCGAAGCAGUGGCGGAAGCGGUUACGGUGGCGCCGGGGUCAGUGCCGGAGACAGGUUUGAAGCACAAACUGGAGAGGAAAUGGACGUUCUGGUUCGACAACCAAUCCAAACCCAAACAAGGUGCUGCUUGGGGAACCUCACUUCGCAAGGUUUACACCUUCGAAACCGUCGAAGAGUUCUGGUGUCUGUAUGAUCAGAUAUUCAAGCCCAGCAAGUUGCAAAACAAUGCGGACUUCCACUUGUUUAAAGCUGGAAUUGAACCGAAAUGGGAAGAUCCUGAGUGUGCCAGUGGUGGAAAGUGGACUGUCACUAACAACAGCAGCAGGAAGGCUAACCUUGAUAACAUGUGGCUUGAAACUCUGAUGGCUUUGAUUGGGGAACAAUUUGAGGAUGCCGAGGACAUAUGUGGUGUGGUUGCAAGUGUGCGCCAGUGGCAGGACAAACUUUCAUUGUGGACAAAGACAGCAGCAAAUGAGGCUGCCCAGAUGAGCAUCGGAAGGAAGUGGAAGGAAAUCAUUGAUGUUAACGACAAGAUAACAUAUAACUUCCAUGAUGAUUCUAGAACUAAAGGAGCAACAAAGGGUCGAUACACAGUAUAAACACUGCUGGAGCAUCGUCUUGCACCUGUGCUGGAAAGGCUGUAGUAUUGAUAUUGAUAUCUUUAUCAUGUGCCAUGUGUACUAGACCAUACUACUCUCUUGGUUGAGGGGUUAGUUUUGUUUUGUUCACCCACCCCACUUUUGGGGUGUUAAAACUAUCACAAAUUUUUGAAAUGGUCUGUCAAAUUUUUCAUUAGAGUUCAUUUGCAGUUUUUCAUGUCACAUUCAGAAAGCUUUAAAUUUUGAAUAUGUCGACUCCAGUUU
Molecule: messenger RNA, 977 nt
Organism: Abrus precatorius (Indian licorice)
Lineage: Eukaryota; Viridiplantae; Streptophyta; Magnoliopsida; Fabales; Fabaceae
Product: eukaryotic translation initiation factor
Exons: 5
Coding region: 105-713 (202 amino acids)
Biological process (GO): translational initiation
Cellular component (GO): cytoplasm; eukaryotic translation initiation factor 4F complex
Molecular function (GO): RNA 7-methylguanosine cap binding; translation initiation factor activity
Source: RefSeq, a predicted model, not a curated record